Molecule: messenger RNA, 1403 nt
Organism: Haplochromis burtoni (Burton's mouthbrooder)
Lineage: Eukaryota; Metazoa; Chordata; Actinopteri; Cichliformes; Cichlidae
Product: calcium/calmodulin-dependent 3',5'-cyclic nucleotide phosphodiesterase 1C
Biological process (GO): signal transduction
Molecular function (GO): 3',5'-cyclic-nucleotide phosphodiesterase activity
Source: RefSeq, a predicted model, not a curated record
AGAACUGCGAGCCUUAGUAGUGGAUAUGGUAUUGGCCACUGACAUGUCCUGCCACUUUCAGCAGAUCAAAGCCAUGAAAAGCCUCCUGCAGCAGUCUGAGGCGAUUGACAAACCAAAGGCUUUAUCAUUGCUGCUGCACACUGCUGACAUCAGCCAUCCUGCCAAAUGCUGGGACCUCCAUCAUCGCUGGACAACAUCCCUGCUUGAGGAGUUCUUCAGACAGGGAGAUAGGGAAGCAGAGCUGGGUCUACCUUUCUCCCCUCUUUGUGACCGCAAAUCCACCAUGGUGGCCCAGUCCCAAAUAGGAUUCAUUGAUUUCAUUGUGGAGCCAACAUUCACUGUGUUGACAGAAAUGAUCGAAAAUAUUGUGACACCACUCAUCGAGGAGACCUCUCGCUCUGAAUUGCCUGUCUUCAGACAGUACAGUUUCAACAGUACUGGAAGUGACGGAAAGCAGUCCAGCAUGAAGAGUACACACUCAGAAGGCAGCUGCUCUCUGACCACAGUGGACUUCAAAGGUUUCAGGGGUACAUGGAAUCAAAAAAUUCAUCAAAACAGGGAGACAUGGAGGGACCAAGCAGGAAAAGUUGUAGACCUGGAGGUAAAGGUCACCGAGAUGGCAGAGGAACAUAGCCAAGAAGACAAAGAGACAAACGGUGGAAAAGACACAAGCACAACUGUUGACGGAGCCAACAUGGGACAGGGGAAAAUGAAAAAAGAAUCUGCGGGACAAGAGGUGCAGAACAGGAGACAGCAAGAAGAAAGAAAGACUAACGAUGAAAGAAACAAUAAUCAGGCUCAGUCUUCAAGCAUUCUGCUGAAAUCAGUCCCUGAUGCCAUAAAGAAGUCACCUGAUGGACACAUGAAGAAGCAGCAAUCCCAGAAUGACCCUCAAACUGUUUUCCCUCUGAUUCAUUAUUGCAAAACACCCACCUAUUGCGCCAGCUCCUACAGACUCAUCAGGGCAAAAGUCAUAGAAAUAUGGCCUAUUGAUGCCAGGACAAAAGCCAGGAGACUGCAACGCUUCUACUUGCAUCGACGGAAAUAACUUUGUAAGUUUGAAGUGUAUAAUAAUGGCAUAUUGUGUGAUGUACUCCUUCAUCACUCUGCUUCAGUUUUUCCUUUGUGAAUAAACUCAGAAUUCCUUUCUCAGUACAAAUAUAAUUACUUGCACUUAGUUUCCUUAUUUGUAUUAUUGUAGGGUCUUUGCCUUAUAUUAAAUGAAUUUUAUUAUUAUUAUUAUUAUUAUUAUUAUUGUUAAGAACUUAAGUUAUUAAGAUCCAAUGAAAAAACAAUUAUGCUGCAAUUUACACCAUGGAUACUAUGUUUUUGUUUUUGUUGCUAAUAAAUUUCCCUAUACCACAUCCCAUAGCUUGUGAACUUUCCUUUUUGCUAAAGCAUAU